AUGUCUUUGUUACAUUAUUGGGAGACUAAACGCCCUGUUAAGCGCAGAAAGACGGAUGACAGCAAUAUUGAGCUCGAUAGUAAUGCCAGUGAGACGCGGCCACCGAGUCCCAGUGUCUCAUCGGUGACAGGUGAAACACCCGUUGUUAAUGAGCCUGAACUCCCGCCAAGGAGUAGCCAGACAGAUCUCGAGAUAUCAUUACCGGCUAUUCAAACGGAUGAACAGGCUAUUCAAGAAUACGAGGAAUCCCAAGCUACGAGAGAAGAUGAACCAGAGCCAGGCUUGCAUGACAGGUUACGAGAUGGGAGUUGGAAGAAGGGCAAAAGUUCCAUUUAUGUUGAUGCAUUCAAUCUAGCACUUGAGACGGUGUUGGAUGAGGAGUUCCACCUCUUCAAUGAGGGCGAGAUGGAAGUAUUCACGCAAUGGAAAGAACUCUCUUACGAGUCACAAUAUUUAUAUGUGCGACUAUUUCUUCGCAAAACUUCCGCCUGGCAUCGUGUCAAUCGAUUGGGUUAUUAUUCAGAUAUAUCUGACUUGGCAGCUGUAGCUGCCGAUCUCCAACGCGAUAGAACACUGCCAAAAUCCGAAGACCCAGAUGCCGAUAAAUUUGACCUUGGAGAGAUGUUUCGAUUUGCAGAUGGAACACAAGAAAUUGUUACAUUAGAAGAGGCAUCUUCGCUAUUAUUGCUUGAUGAGCUGAAAGGCUUCGCUCGUGGAGUCAAGGCACAAGGCAAAAAUAAAAAAGAGCUGCUGGCAGCUCUUUGUGAAACCAGCCAAACACAAACAGGAUUAGGAUUCAAGAAGGAAUUACACAGAAGCCAAUCCGAGAAUAGAGAGGGUCAUUUUUUACAGAAGAUCCUAGAUUACACAGGUGACUGUAUCCGGCUUUCUUCAGGGCCUCGUGCACUUUUUGAGCGUGUGCACUUGGUCUUUUACAGGUCAACUGAGUGGACUGAGAAGUCACUGACAACGAUCAUUCUCGCAAAGAUUUCACGAAGAAAUUUCCCUGAGUAUAUCGUUUCUCGAUCAAACUCCAUUUUCCCAUCCAGAUCAGCGCUUUUAGAAUUCGAAACAGCCAUCCGAACUCAAUAUGACAUUGACAACAUCCUGGAGUUCAACGGCCCACCAACUCCAGACUCAUUACAGGCUAUCAUUGACCAUGCAACCAAAGUAUACCCCAGGUGGCAAGAACUAGUUCAAGAAGAGCAAAAGAAGGAGGACUCUAUUUACGAAAGUGGGGAGGGCGCCUACCUUCGUCGAUUCUCGCCAGCAUGGGUCUAUACACGCAUCAUCCACAAGAGCCUGCAACCUCUUGGCCGAUUCAAGGAACAUAAGCGCGAGCAUGACUUGAUUACGGAACUUCUCGAGCAGCGACUAUUCCACGCUGCCCGUCGUGGUGCAUGGUAUCAGCGUAAAGCGUUACUAGAAGAACACUAUAUGUGGGCAUUGAUGCCUUCAGAGGGUCGAAACGAAGAGAAGCAGCGUAAACUCUGGAAACGGGUAGCACUGCGGACUUGCGAGGAGGGACUAGAAGAUCCUCUUUCACAUUUGAUUUAUCAUUAUGAUCUUCAGAAACGGAUUACGAAGCUUGAAAAGGCUCUCAGGAUCGUCAAGCGGGAGCAGCAUGAUUUUGGCCAUGUGAUGUUGGGCAAGCCUGUUGAACGAACAAUUGAGGGGAUCCGUAUAGAUCGGGAUGAACCCGUGAAGAAAGGAAAAGCUACAAUAUGGAUUGAUGAGAGGGAGGGUGGUGAGUGUAGGGUGGAAAGUAUGUGCCUGAGCUGGUAUCGUGAUCAUGGCUGGAAGGGGUAUCACUCUGAAGGAGGGAUUGUCCGCACGCUGUUUGGAUAUCUCUUCUAUGAUAUUCUUUUUACCUAUGUUCCGAAUGUCUUCCAGACACCCUUUCAGACCUGCCCUCUCGAUCUACAUACAGAUGUCUUCUAUCCAUCGCGGGCAUCAGAGAUCAAUCAUCGACUGGUCGAAAUCACAAAUGGCGACGCAAAACGAAUCAUUCGGGAUAUUCAUACCCGCGAAGCAGCUGCCCAGCCUUGUGCCAUUGGCAUCGACUGGUCGUUCGAGCUAGAUGAUCUGAUAGAGAUUGUACAGUGUUUCCGAGGUGAAGCUCUAGCCACAAUUUGCAAAGUUAUGGCGCAAGAAUAUCAACAGCGUGGUGGUGGUAUUCCUGAUCUAUUUCUUUGGAACGUUGAGACAGGGAAAGUCAUGUUCUCCGAAGUGAAAUCGGAGAAUGAUCGUUUGAGUGAUACCCAGCGAUUAUGGAUCCAUAUUCUCCUCUCAGCAGGAGUUCAGGUUGAGCUAUGCAAUGCUGUUGCGAAAGAGGUGAGGAUGGAUUGA
Messenger RNA from Penicillium angulare, 2349 nucleotides. Its product is annotated as fanconi-associated nuclease 1. The transcript is spliced from 3 exons. Gene Ontology annotation, molecular function: 5'-3' exonuclease activity; 5'-flap endonuclease activity; flap-structured DNA binding. Bases 1 to 2349 code for a protein of 782 amino acids. Gene Ontology annotation, cellular component: nucleus. The record is from RefSeq and is a predicted model, not a curated record. Lineage: Eukaryota; Fungi; Ascomycota; Eurotiomycetes; Eurotiales; Aspergillaceae. Gene Ontology annotation, biological process: interstrand cross-link repair.